Messenger RNA from Fusarium musae, 4233 nucleotides. RefSeq lists its product as uncharacterized. Lineage: Eukaryota; Fungi; Ascomycota; Sordariomycetes; Hypocreales; Nectriaceae. Gene Ontology annotation, biological process: DNA damage response; protein polyubiquitination. Gene Ontology annotation, cellular component: nucleus. Gene Ontology annotation, molecular function: ATP-dependent chromatin remodeler activity; ubiquitin protein ligase activity; ATP binding. The transcript is spliced from 4 exons. The coding region runs from base 1 to 4233 and encodes 1410 amino acids. The record is from RefSeq and is a predicted model, not a curated record.
AUGGGCCGCUGCAAGGCCACCGCCCGGCGUCCUCGUCCCGAUGCGCCUCACUUACACAUCAGACUUGAUGAUUUGAUGCCAACAUCAUUCGUUGAAGGGCUUAUUAGUCUCAUGAGUUCCGAAAAUGAAACCCCAGAUCAACCAUCAUCGUCCCAGGAGAAUGGGCCACCUACAAAGCGUCGUAAGACCGAGUCUUCAUUAGCCUUGAAUGCUAUACCUAUCGCAAAGAAAAGAAUUACUAUUUCUCGCCCUUGCGCAGGGACCUCUUCCAAAAGCCAAUCAUUUGUUUGUAAGAGCGUUGAUCGCUACAUAAACAUUCGUUUUAUGGACAAUCGACUUCGCAUGAAGCCGCGGAAGGAUUGCACAUUGUUGGAUGUUGCGGUCAGGCUAAGACGAGCGGAAGAAGAUGACCAGAUGAAGAUUGCUUGCGUCUUGGAUAGCAUCUCCCAGCGAGCGUCACAGCCGAAUGCGCUAUGGAGCACAUUCGACUUGGAACUUGAGUGGCAAGGAAAGCAGGUUGAGAUGACUUUCUGUCGCAAUUUCUACUGGAAUGAAUCUCCAUCUCCGCACUCUCAAUACAGAUCGUCAACAGAUCGCAGCAGCAGUCAGCCAUUCAUUGACUUGCUACUGCGUGGCUCGAUCUCGACAGGCACAUCUAAUUGGACUUCAACUUGGUCUCCCAUGGACUUUUACGAAGCGGCUUUUGUCCCUCAAAAGGACGAGAAAACACCUGAAACUAUUCAAGUCGAUGCUUUGGAAUCGACAUUAUUCCCAUACCAAAAGCGCACACUGCAGUGGUUACUGCAACGUGAAGGAGUGCAGUGGUCGGCAGAUAUGCGACGCAUCAUCCCAUACGUACCUGAAAAUCAGGAUAGCGUAUACGACUUCAAGAAAAUGACGGAUGUGGCCGGGAAUGAGUACUACUUGAGCGAAUUACUCCAUACGGUGACAAGAGAUAUUUCGCUAUUCCGACAAGCUGAGGCUUCCGUCAAGGGCGGCAUUCUGGCAGAAGAGAUGGGCCUUGGUAAAACCCUGGAGAUACUCGGCUUGAUCUUGCUUCACCAGCGAUCUCGACCCUUGAUUCAAAGUGAUUAUGAGUCCCAGGCCAAACUGACGCCGAGUGGUGCUACGUUGAUCGUGACACCCCCAUCGUUGAAAGAGCAAUGGGCGUCCGAAAUUGCACGUCAUGCACCGAGCUUAAGUGUCAAAGUUUAUGAGGGUCGGAAAAGGAUAUCGGAAGCGGACGAGCAACAGGCCACAGAUGAACUUGCUGGCCAUGAUAUCAUUCUCGCAACAUAUCCGGUACUGUCCUCUGAGCUUCACUUCACGACGGUACCUCCAGAGCGUUCACGGCGGCACGCAAGAGUUUAUGAUCGACCCAGUUCCCCCCUCGUGCAAAUCUCGUGGUGGAGGAUAUGCCUUGACGAAGCUCAGAUGAUUGAAAGUGGCUAUAGCCAGGCCGCGAAAGUGGCUCGUGUUCUUCCUCGGAUAAAUGCGUGGGGUAUCACAGGAACUCCGGUGAAGAAUGACGUUGAGGAUCUUCAGGGCUUGCUCCUUUUCCUCCGGUACGAGCCCUAUUGUUCUGUGAACCAGAUAUGGCAAGAUCUGAUCCGUCAUCACAAAUCCGUCUUCCAGCGCCUAUUCAACAGAAUCGCUCUUCGGCACACAAAGUCAAUGGUUAGAGACGAGUUGGUUCUGCCAUCCCAGAAACGCUUUGUCAUCAGUAUGCCCUUUACUGCCGUUGAAGAACAGCACUACCAGUCCCUUUAUCGAGAAAUGGCGGAAGCAUGUGGGCUGAGCCUCGAAGGAGCGCCAAUUGUGGAUGACUGGAAGCCCGGGGAUCAUGAAGAAGACAUGAGAACUUGGCUGGUUCGACUCAGGCAGACUGCGCUGCAUCCUGAAGUUGCAGGUUAUAACCGCCGAACUCUCGGCAACAGCAAAAAUCGGCCCAUGAGGACCGUUGACGAGGUUUUAGAUGCUAUGCUAGAGCAAAGCGAGAGCGCGAUUCGAUCAGAUGAGAGAGCCUAUCUAUCUAGUAAACUGACACGAGGUCAACUAUACGAAAACAGCCCCCGAGUAAAGGAGGCACUGGAAAUAUGGUUGUCAGUACGAGACGAAGCUCAAAAACUAGUUUCCAAAGCCCGUGAUGAGCUCAAAUCCUUGGCUGUGUCAAGAAUUAGGCCCACCAGUCACGAGGACUCUGAUAUCGAUGAUGAUUCUGAAGUUGAGGAGAAAGGCCAACUGUUUGAGAGUCGGCGGAGGCUUCGUGGAGCAUUAGAGAUGUACCACAGGGCCGUCUUCUUUUGCGCGAAUGCAUAUUUCCAGAUCCGCGAAAAUCCAGAAAUGACUGAGCCCGAAUCCGAGGAAUUCUCACGUAUUCAGAAGUUGGAAGAUGAGCACUACGAGGAAGCAAAGGCUAUUCGAAGGGAAAUCCUACAAGAGCCUCACCACAAAGCAACCCGCCUAAUGGCGAAGGUGGCACAGAAAGCAUCCGAACAAUCCUUUGUUGAGAUUCCGGAGCUCACAGUUGAUGAGGAACGAGGUAUCGAGAGCGGUCGCAUCGUCGAUGAUCUAGAAGCAUUGUACAACGAACUGAAUGACCAAGCAAAUGUCAUUGAUGAAUGGAGGGAACGCCUCGUCGGGCUGGUUCUGAAGCCUUUGGUUGAUGAGGAGGACGAUGCCGAAACCACUGGAGAUGAAUACGGCGAGUCAGCCAAGAUUCAGGAUGAACUCAUGGUUUAUGUUCAAGCUCUUCGAGCUAUCAUUGCUGACCGACAGGAUGCUUUGACUGGACAGACUAACGAACUGAUCAAGCACGAAACACAAACGUCACUGAGACUCGCAGCCAACGAAGAAGGGCCUGCUCCCGAAAAACUCAUUGAGCUUCUUGCAUUACGAGAUCAAAUCAAGCCACGAUCAACAUCGAUGCGGAAAGCUAUCAGCGAGUUUCGAGGCUUGACAUCAAAGUUGGCAAGGGAUACCACACGAAGCAUCCUAGAAGGUAGAAUUGCAGAUCGACAGCUCAAAGCAACGCAAGCAAUUUUGAACACACAGAGCAAGCUUACUGCUGCUCUCGAGGCCGAGGUCGACAAGUUCAAGAACAUCAUGAACCUUCGCCUGGAGUAUUAUCGCCAAUUGCAAGUAGUCUCUGACAGUGUCCUCCCCCACGAGGAACCUGUCACCGAAGAACUCAUGACGAGGAUGAAGACGACUGAGGAAAAUAUGCGGCAAAGGCUGUCUGCAGCAGAAGCCAAACACAGGUACCUCCUUCACCUCAAGGAAGCCGGAAACAAGUCUAAUGAGCCGCGAAUGUGCGUUAUCUGCCAGACCAACUUCACCAUUGGUGUGCUCACGCAACUGAAAGUGCAUAGCGAUGAUCCAAGCCAAGCUCAAGAUGGUACGGAGAAUAGCCUUGAAGAAAGACAAACCGGCUCGCCAAAGAAAACCGGGAUCUACUCCGAAUUCAACUCGGACAAGCUGGCUGAGAUACAGAAAAUCGAGCUGGACGGCCCUUCGUUCACCACGAAAGUUGAUACGCUUGUGAAACAUUUGAUGUGGCUACGAGAGUCUGACCCUGGCGCAAAGUCAAUUGUAUUCUCGCAAUACAAAGGAUUUCUGGGGAUUUUGCGUAACGCUUUUUCAAGAUUUAGGAUCGGCUAUGCCUCCAUUGACGAUCCCGAUGGCAUCAAACGGUUUAAGGAGGACGCCUCAGUCGAGUGUUUUCUUCUUCAUGCCAGGGCGCAUUCCAGUGGCCUGAAUCUGGUCAAUGCAAGCCAUGUUUUUCUCUGUGAACCUCUUCUCAACACCGCGCUCGAGCUCCAGGCAAUUGCACGUGUGGACCGGAUUGGUCAAAUGCACGAAACAACUGUAUGGCUCUACCUUGUGUCAGGGACAGUCGAGGAGUCGAUUUACAAUCUUUCGGUCCAGCGGCGAAUGGAGCAUAUGGGCCGUGUCAAUAAGGGCAAGUCAAAGGAGUCGACACCCGAACUUCUCGACGUGAAUAUUGAGGCAGCAAACACUCUAGAACUUGAGCAAGCCUCACUUUCACGGUUGAUGAGUAAGGAUAAAUCGGCGGGUGAGAACGUGGGAAAUAAUGACUUAUGGGAAUGUUUGUUUGGGCACGUUGCUCGCAAAGACGCAGGGCCCGAAAAGGAUAUCAGGCUUCAGGAAAAGGCUGUCAUGGGCUACUUGGCAGCAGAGGCAGCCGAAGAGAGAAUGGACAGGAACGAUUAG